AUGGCGAAGCAGGAUUUUGAGACUAUUGACUACUUUGGUCCGGUGGUGGUGGCUGCAAUCUUCGCUGUCGCAUUGUUUCUGAUUUCCUUCUUCAUCAUCAACUUCUUCUGUAUCACAAAAUACGAUGAUGUCACACAAUUCGAAAAGGUUGGUCUAUUCCAAAUUGUAACCGUAAUAAUUCACUCUGCGCCAGACUUUUCAAAACGGGCUUAG
Haemonchus placei is the source of this 213-nucleotide messenger RNA. The record is from the annotation of a GenBank genome assembly. NCBI's taxonomy places the organism in Eukaryota, Metazoa, Nematoda, Chromadorea, Rhabditida, Trichostrongylidae.